Molecule: messenger RNA, 5042 nt
Organism: Styela clava
Lineage: Eukaryota; Metazoa; Chordata; Ascidiacea; Stolidobranchia; Styelidae
Biological process (GO): Rac protein signal transduction
Molecular function (GO): CCR4-NOT complex binding
Source: RefSeq, a predicted model, not a curated record
AUUUCUAAACAUUUAGUACCUCGCAGUAUUAUUAUUUUACUGAAACUUCGUGAACUAACUAGUAUGGUGGAAUAAUGGAUACUUGCGUCACAUGAAUGUCAACUUCUUAUUUUUUGGAAACGACCAGUCCUAAAACAAUAAUCAAUGGAGUUAGGGCGUCGACCUUUCCCAUUUGGAUCAUUUAAUCCAACUCGACAAAAACAACAAGUUGCCCAGCAACAGAAUGUAACAAGACAGCCAAGAUAUAUACAAGCGAUGAGCCCUCCAAUGAAUGGUGGAAGUGCAGAGUCACAAAUUGCAAAUUUACAACAAUGUAUAUCAGCAUAUCUCGAUUCAAUCCAGAUGGUUUGCCGAGCUGGUUCUUGGCUUUCAGAAACAUUUUCUUAUUUACUCCAUGAAUCAUCCAGUGGUGCCUUGGCUGACGACAUGAAAUCAAGGUUUUCAGGAAUGCUUCAGCUUUCUGUUUCUACAACUGUUCAGGCAAAGAACGAACUGGCUAGAAUCCUCAUGGAGUUGUCUCUUCCUACGUUGAAUAACAAUAAUCAAGUGCAAGCAAUAAAAGAUUGUAAAGCUCAUAACGCAAAGGUUUUAGAGAAAUGUAUACACUGCCUUUCCAUUGUUCACAAUUCAUUUUUCAAAGUUCAACUUAAUCUAAAAGAUAUCAACUCGCAGGCUGAGUUGAUACCAUCAUCAGAAAGCAAUGAUACCCCGACACAAGCACCAACGUUGCCUUGUGGUAAUGAUACCACAAUUCCUUCUUCUAUUGAAACACCUACAAUUGAUUUUGCAUCUGAAUGGACAUCAUUAUGCGAUACACAAUCCAAUAUCAAAUCUUGGUUUGCUCUGAAAGAGCGAAAUGGAUCACUCAGAAAAUACAUCGGACUCACCGAUCCUGAGAUUCAAAAUUUAUUGAAAUCGGACUCUGUAUCGGACUUGUACAUGAAAAAACUGAACCAGAAAAUUGAUACUGCACUUAGAAAUUAUGAAGUUGGUCUCCGUGGAUUGCCUUCUGAAUCUGUCAUUGUGUUUGGUGGUUUUUAUUCUUCUCCUGACAAAGCCAGACUUGCUUUGAAAGGUUGUUGCUCUCAAAUGGAAAUGGAACAAGACAUUCAACGAUUACCUGUAUCUCAAUUCUUACACUGUGAACUUCCGCUCAUGACACUCACAGUCAAUAAAAAAGAUUUUCCAGCGAAUGCAAACAAUUCGUCAUCGAAUAUCAAUCAGAAAAAGAAUGCCAUUCGCCAACUGAUUCAAUCAACCAAUCAGAAACUCAGCAUCAGUGAGACAGACGAACUAUCAUCGGAAAUACUAGGAGAAAUUUGUCCUGCUAGAUGGAGAACCCACGUUAAAGCAAGCUUACAACUUCUAUAUGGAAAUUCAGGCCUUGUUAUUCUGGAUACCAUGACCAGUGAAUCAAAAGACAAGCAAAACGCCAUCAUUUGUCGCAAAGAUUCUUUUAUAGUUGUUGCUGUCACUUCAACUUGGUGUAUCAAAGAAGAUCCCGGUACAAUGUCAUUGUUGCAACGCAAUCUUGAUCCAGAAAAAACUCUGGCAACAAUCAAUGUACGAUACAUAUCAGUGUUUAACAAUAAAGCUGCUGCUGAAAAAAGAUCCGAACCUGGAGUAUUUGUGGAGACGUUCGUUCAAACAGGAAGUCAAAACAGAAGACGAGCAUCCCAAUCUCUGCGGGCUUUACAAACAUUAUCUGGAAUGCCUUUGACCCCAAUGUCAUCAUGUUGGUUGACCAAUCAGCCUCCAACAGAGAAUUCACCCGUUUUAUCCACUCGUGUCUUGUCUGGGUCUGAUGUGGAACCUAAAAGAGAAAGUCCGCGGACUACAAAAUUAGUGAAAAAGACAAGUUCGGUGAAAUCGGAAGGCGGAGAAUCAAAUUCGGGAUCGGAAAGGCGAAGGAAGAAGAAAAUCGUAGUUGAAAUCAAAGAGGGCGAUACAGCUAGCGAAGAAGAAAAAUCAUCUGACAAUGAUGACUCUGUGAAAGAUGUCAUUAAUUUAUUAUCUGGAAGUUCACGACGCGCGACUCGCAGAAGAUUUCAGAUUGAAAGGGAAGCUAAGGAAGCUGAAACAGACGAGAUGAGUGAAAAUAUUGAGAAAAUUCUUGACUCCGAUAUUCCGCAAUUGCCUGAAGAGGAAGCGCAACCUACGUCCACGAAAGAUGAAAAUGUAACCAAUCUGAUCAAUGAUGAUAAUCAAUUAAAAACGACCUCAACAGCUUUGCGAAAUGAUGAAGGAGCAGCCUCGAACCCCGUUUUACCAAUUACAGAUGUUCAUUCCAAAACAGACAACGCCAUCAAUGUCACUCAUUCACAAUCAUCGAUGUCGCAAUCCCAAAUUAAUUUGUCUCAAACACUUGACGUCAUGAACCAACCCCCGUCACCAUUUCAUCAAAAAUCUCGUUCUCAAACAUUACCUGUGUCUUUCAAUAGCGUCCAGCCUAACAUUCCCAUGCAUCAAUUUCCGAAGUCAUCGUCAAAUACUUUACCCCAAUUACGGGGUCAAAACAUGGGACCACCCCCUCAUAUGGGACCACCAGGACAUAUGUUUCCUAAUUUAGCCCCAAAACAAGCAAUGACUCUACCGAGUAACUUACAAGCGACUUUUAAUAUGAGAAUGCCCCCACCUGACCCACGUCAAUAUUUUCAACAGGAAUUCAGCCCCCAUCAUGUCCCAAUGUUCACCCAGCUUCAGCAGAGUUCAUCACCCAGACCAUCAACCCCAAUGUAUCCCAACUUGAAUCCGAAUUCCUCGAUUUCUUUGCCCCGUACUCCCAGUCCCGCACCCAUUAGUCAGCAGCACCAUCCACGACAAAUGGUUAGACCACCGAGUAAUAGACCACCCAUGCAACAUGAGGCCCCGCCAAAUAUGGGGCCACCCAUGACCCGUUAUCCGCCACCCACUGGUCAAGGGGACGGGGUUCAGAGUGCGUCUCCUGGUAAUGUACAAGCCUUACUCCAGCACUUCAAUAGUCUUGCUGUGAAUGCCAACCUAAAACAACAAAAGCAACAAAUCAUGAACGAAAAUCAAAGUUAUAAUGAAAAUGUAGCUAUACAGCAAUUACUUUUACUGAGCCAGAAUCAACAAAACCAGGAAAAUUUGGGCCAAAUGCAACAAAACAGCAAUAACAACAACAUUCCACCUUCUAUGGUACCCGGUCCUGCAUCAGAAAUCUGUCAGAGACCACAAUGGGACCUGACAGGGAAUCGUUACCCUGUUAAUGGCAGUCCGAAUCAUCAGCCACACCCAGAAAGAAUACAAAAUCCGCAAAUGAUGGGAGGAAAUUUGAGUGGAUUAGGAAACAACAUAAACGAUAACACUAAUUUAAUAAGAGCUGCAUUACAGGAACAAAUGCGACGACGCGAGGAAAUGACAAACAAGGAAGGAUUAAUGAGAUCGGAAAGUCCUAAUGAAAUGGAUCAGUUUGUGAAUGUUUCAUCAGCGCAAGGAUCUUUGGGUCCGAUUGGAAGUCCUGUAAUUACAAGACGUAAAACAAAUGAAAUGUCACCGCCAUUACAUCUUGCAACUCAACAACAACAACAAGGCAGUAAUACUUGGCCGUGCAUUACUGAUCUUCCUGAGCAAACAGUACAAUUUUCUGGAGUUGAUCCUGAAUAUGAACAAUAUGUUGCUGGAAUAGCAAGAAAUGCGAUUCAUCGGAAGUUGACUUCACAACAAUCUAUUGAUGAACAAGAUGGAAAAACAAAAUGUAAUACUUGGGAUUUUAAUAAACAUAGUGAUUCAUGGCAGCAAGGUGGAGGAACAGAUGAACUUGGAAACAACUUAUUCACUGUUUUCAAUACUCCUGACAUUGUACAACAUUUGAGAGGACGAGAAUUGAUUGAAGAUACUCAAGCUGGAAAUCCACCGGAUAUUACUGAUGGUAAUGUUGACGCAUCACGCACAGGUACUUGGCCACCGUGGCAGCUCUGGUCUAAUGGUAAUACCAAUCUCUGGAACUGGGGUAAUGAUCUGCUGGGCAGCUCACCUGGUAAUGGCAACAAUGAAGGACACACUUAAAAAUAUUAAGACUUUUGAAAACAAACAGUACAUUUAAUAUGAUUUUCAAGUAAUCUAUCCCAUAAAGAAAUUCUGUUUUCAUAUUUCAGUUUGCUGGAAACAAGUAAAACAAGUACAAUUCUUGGCGUUAGGCAAUGGUAUAAUUUUAGUUUUGUAAUAUGUUUUCUGAUUAUUACACUGAAAAGCAUUGCCUCCUUGAAUACAGGCAUUUUGUAUUAUUAUUUUUAUUGUUGUUUUAGAAUUAUCGUUGUAAAUAGUCAGUUGUACUGCUGUUGAAAUUUUCCUUUUGAAUGAAAGUUCCUGAUUUUUUUUUUGUAAUUUUUAAUCUUUUUUUUGUUUGUUUAAAAUUUCCUUAACUACGUCAUGUUCCUAUCGAGCUGAGCUCUUCUAUUUUACUCUGUUGCUUUUUAUCUACAUAUUGUGCUUUAGAUUUACCAUUGUUAUUUUCCAUCUUAAUUCCAUGUUUCUGUGUUUGUAUUUGGUCGAGCAAUACUUUUUUGCAUUCAACGUACAAAAUAUUUGUAUGCAUGGGUGUCCAGUUUGUUGAACCAAUGAAAAUGAUUCUACGAGUAAUUUCACAUUAAAAAAAAAGUUGAAAUUUCUGUAUAUUUGGAUUGCUCAAAAUGUGUUGUAUAAUAUGCUAUUAUAGGAAACAUAUUUAUCAUAAACACAUUCUUAUUUUUGAUGUAUCUGAAAACAAAUAACUGGCCAACUAAUGUUAUACUUGACAUGGACUGGGACCCAUACGAAAGGCUGUGGUUCGCUAUAAUAUUGAGCCAUCUAUCCUCUUUCCUCUCCCAUGGGAUAAAUAUGUAAAUCCUAUAUUGUUGAUGUAAUCCGCUGUUUGUUGCAAAUCAUUCAACUAAAAGGUUAUAAUAUUUCUUCAUCUUGGUUUGGCUUUUGUCAUUAUAUCGAACAUGCAUGCAUUAAUUUUCAGGAGUUAAUAUUUGAAUAUAUAAUAAUAAAAGUAAAAAUAACAUGAUCUCUUUCAACGAAAUAGUAAGUAUAUUUGU